GGAAUUCUCUCACCUACAAAGAGGAUUGUAGCUGCUAAGGAAUCCCCAGUAGGGAGUAUCAGGUCACCGUCAAAGUCUCCCAGGAAAAGAUCACAUACAGAACAUUACAAUGAUGAAAACCAGCAUCCAGAGCCGUGCAGUCCAACAAAAGUCAAGAGAUCUAUACUAGAUGAUUUAUCUUCUCCAACAAAGUCACCUUCAAAAAGACCAGAAUCCUUUGUGACCCCUGCCAGGAAACUCACCAUCACUAGACCAGAUGAUGAAUGUUACAGCUCAGCAAAGAAAGCACUUCACACAUCCCUCCCAGAGCGUCUCCUAUGCCGAGAGAAAGAGACUCAAACCAUUCAAUCAUUCCUCAAGAAUCAUCUAGAGGCCAGGAAACCAGGAAGUCUUUAUAUCUCUGGUGCUCCUGGAACCGGGAAGACAGCUUGCCUCAAACAGAUCUUACAACAACAAAAGAGUUCCAGAAGAAACACUCAUCAUAUAUUUGUGAACUGCAUGCUGGUCAGACAGAGCCAAGGAAUAUAUAACACAGUCUUGAAAGAAGUAAAACAGGAUGUAUCAACAGACAAGCUAUCUGCCAAGAUGGCCGCCAAGGCUCUUCAGAAGGCAUUUGCAUCAAAUGGACCCACUGUAUUGUUGGUGUUGGACGAGAUAGAUCACUUAGACUCCAAAGGCCAGGAGGUUCUUUACACCAUGUUUGAGUGGCCAAGUCUUCCCAAGUCUAGAUUGGUGCUAGUAGGUGUGGCCAAUUCACUGGAUCUCACUGAUAGAAUCCUACCUAGGCUACAAUCCAGACCCAAAUGUAGACCAGAGCUACUUCACUUUGCUCCUUACACCAGGACUCAGAUCUCAACCAUCUUACAGGACAGACUCAAAGAGAGCACUGUUGAUGGGACUGCUGUAGUUGAUCCCAUGGCUGUUCAACUGUGUGCAAGGAAAGUAGCAGCAGUAGCAGGAGACGUCAGGAAAGCCCUCGAUGUUUGCAGGAGAGCAGUUGAGAUUGUUCAAGCAGACGUCAGAAGGCAGUCAGUAUUGAAACCAUCAGGAGGUUCCCCAAGGAAGGCCCUACUAUCACCCAUCAAAUCCUCUCCCAGGAAAUCACCCAAGAAAGGUUCUCCCUCCAAACCCCUGAAGAAGGUCUCCCUCCUCCAGGUAUCCAAUGUUAUCAAUGAGGUCUAUGGGUCAGGGGUCAUGACCUCAGCAGGGGGCAAAGGUCAAAGCUUUCCAAUGCAACAGAAACUGGUCAUUUGUACAGUUCUUCUGAUGGUCAAAGAAGGCAAGAGUCGAGAGGUCACUUUGGGAAAGGUCCAUGACACAUACUGCAAGAUUUGUGCUAGUCGUAAGGUUGCACCUGUUGACCAAUCAGAGUUCCUGUCUCUAUGCCAGCUGAUCGAGACGAGAGGCGUCCUUGCUCUCAAGAAAUCCAAGGACGCAAGACAGAUUAAAAUGUGCAUGAAGAUGAAUGAGAAAGAGGUUGAGUUUGCUCUUCAAGAUAAGACCCUCAUGUCAGCCAUCUUGGAAGCUGGAUUGCCUAGCAACAAGGAUAAGAAGGGCAAGAAAUUAUGAUGUACAGCUUAAAACUCCUGAUAAAUAUAGAUAAUACACAUUAAGUGCUAUCUGCAAUUUUGUUAAUUUAUUUUAAUUUUUUAAUUCCAUUGACAUUGUAUUCUUUAUAUUUUUAUAUUUUUUACCAUUGGUGUUAACUUUGCCAUUAAUGUUACCUUCCAUGGAAACCUUGAUUGGAUUGCCAGUUGAGUGAUGUUGCCAUGGUAGUUAAUAUUGAUAGCAAAGUUACCAUCCAUGGAAACUUUGUUCCCUUAUGCAUAUUUUAUAAAAUUGUAAGUGAAACUAUAUUGUGCAAAUGCAUGGAUGGUGGACAAAAAUUGCCAGGAUUAUGUACCCCUUAUGUCACAUUCCCAAUUUGUAGCAGCUCAUAUCGCAUUUACUGAUUUAUGUAUUGAAAUUUAAG
Strongylocentrotus purpuratus (purple sea urchin) is the source of this 1972-nucleotide messenger RNA. RefSeq names its product cell division control protein 6 (gene Cdc6). Gene Ontology annotation, biological process: DNA replication initiation; mitotic DNA replication checkpoint signaling; cell division. Gene Ontology annotation, cellular component: nucleus. The record is from RefSeq and is marked provisional. Lineage: Eukaryota; Metazoa; Echinodermata; Echinoidea; Camarodonta; Strongylocentrotidae. Gene Ontology annotation, molecular function: ATP hydrolysis activity; DNA replication origin binding.